This is a messenger RNA of Rhizophagus irregularis DAOM 181602=DAOM 197198, 1416 nucleotides long. RefSeq lists its product as uncharacterized. Gene Ontology annotation, cellular component: cytoplasm. Gene Ontology annotation, molecular function: ATP binding; protein kinase activity. NCBI's taxonomy places the organism in Eukaryota, Fungi, Glomeromycota, Glomeromycetes, Glomerales, Glomeraceae. Gene Ontology annotation, biological process: protein phosphorylation; signal transduction. The record is from RefSeq and is a predicted model, not a curated record.
AUGAGUAAUUAUGACCAUAUUUUCGAUCUUUUGAAAUUAAAAAAAAAGAAAGGCUUAAAGUGUGAAUUUACAGAAAAAUGUAUUUUGGAGUUGCCACGCAUCUGUAAUAAUUGCCUUCAUGAAAUUUUGAAAGACAAGUUUUCGAGUUGGGGAAGUGGUAAUGAAUUAAUUGAUAGAUUCAUACGAAAAACACAACUUUCAUCUUCAUACGAACGGUAUCCUGAAUGGGUUCCAUAUAGCUCUUUGUCCCAAGUGAAACAGAUUGGCGAAGGUGGAUUUGGUACGGUAUUUUCUGCAAUAUGGAAUUGGGGAAUUAAACCGACAAACUUAAGUAAGCAUUAUCGAACUGGCCCAUGUAAAGUUGCUCUAAAGAAACUGAAAGGUGAAAUGAAGAUUACGGAAGCUUUUCUUUCAGAGGUUCAAGCUCAGUUCGAUUUUUGUCAUUUGUACGGAAUUACACAAGAUCCCUCGUCAUUAGAUUAUAUGUUUGUCAUGCGUUUUGCACCACAAGGUGAUCUUCGAAGAUAUUUAUUACAAAAUUUUGAUAAGAUUUCAUUGGCGAGCAAGUUGGGUAUAGCCCAAACCAUAUGUGCUGAACUUGAAAAAAUCCAUGCAAAAGGAUGGGUCCAUGGUGACCUCCAUUGCGGAAACAUUCUUUUAUUAAACGAAGAAAAUGCGUUUAUUUCCGACUUUGGAUUGUGUCGACCAGUUGAUGAAGUGGAAUCGAAAGAAGCAUUGUAUGGAGUCAUCCCAAAUAUUGCACCAGAAAUAAUUCGUGGCCAUCCGCGUUCCCAAGCAGGUGAUAUUUACGGUCUUGGUAUUAUUUUAUGGGAAUUAGUUUGUGGAGUUGUUGCGUUUGCGGAUCGUUCCCAUGAUGUGCGUUUAAUAGUGGAUAUCUUUGAUGGCCUUCGCCCGCAAACAUGUCAUUUCGCCCCUCCAGUGUACAAUGACUUGUUGGAAAGAUGUUGGAUUCGAGACCCUUCGAAACGCCCUUCCAUAAAGGAAAUAUUAGAAUCUAUUGAAUUAUGGUGUUUCCAUAGAAAGCAAAAUGAUGUAAUGAAUAAUAACAGUAUUGAGGGACAUAAAUUAUUUAGAAGUCAUUAUAUGUCCAAAGGUGGCAUCUGUGUUAAAAAUAAGUUUUGUAUUGAUACGAUUCAUGAUGAGAACGAUCGUUUUGGAAAUGAAUUUGACGAUACUAUUAGGGAUCAAUUUGUCAAUUCACAAAACGCCGGCUACAUUUAUAUAUUAAUGAAAUGGAGACCGAAUAAACCUAUUCACCUAGAAGCGGUUUACACUAGCCGUUCAUUUAGUUAUAAAAGUUUACAGGAAGAGAUUAAUAUUUUUCUAAGCCAAAGAAAAAGUAACCGUAAAAGUAACCAAUCAUCUAUUGUAAUGGGUAAUAUUUGUACGGGCUGA